AAUGAAAUGUCAAUUAACUGUGAUGUGACAGUUUCAGUCCCAUUUUAAUUACUAUUUAGAUUAAUGAUUAUAACAUUUUCCAAUUUUUUAAUUAAUUAUAGGCUUCGACAAUGGCGUCUGUAAAUAGCCAGAGCAACAUAGAAUCCUUAAAAAAUGAAAUAGAAAGGUUAACAAGAGAAUUAGACCAAGCGAGUAGUGAAAAAGUUCAGUCAGCUCAGUAUGGGUUAGUCUUAUUAGAAGAAAAGAAAGAACUGCAACAAAAAUGUGAAGAAUUUGAAGCUCUAUAUGAGAAUACCAAACAUGAGUUAAACAUUACUCAGGAGGCUUUAGCAAAGUUCCAAACUAGUCAUAAAGUUACAACAAAAACUGGGAUUGAGACUGAAGAAUCACUCAUAAAUGAGUCGGUAGCUAGAGAAUCGUCGUUAACGUUACAGAUUUUAGAGUUAGAAAAUGAGAUUAAACAAUGCAGACAUGAGUUGGAAAGAGUCACUGCUGAAAGAGAUCGAAUGCUGCAAGAAAAUAAUGACAUGGGCAAAGACAAGGAGGAUAGAAAUAUGGAAUGCAAAAAAAUCAGAACGGAACUACGAGAAGUCAAAUUUAGAGAAAACCGUCUUAUAGCUGAUUAUUCAGAACUGGAAGAAGAGAAUAUUGCUCUUCAAAAACAAGUUUCUGCCUUGAAAAGUUCUCAAGUUGAAUUUGAGAGUUUGAAGCAUGAAAUAAGAAGGUUGCAAGAAGAGAUGGAUUUGUUGAAUUUGCAGUUAGAAGAAAUGACGAAUUUAAAGAAAAUUGCUGAGAAACAUAUGGAAGAAGCCCUUGAAUCAUUACAGAGCGAACGAGAAGCAAAAUAUGCCCUUAAAAAAGAACUGGAUCAACAGAUUAACCGUGAGUCCUUUUAUAACAUCAACAACCUCGCUUAUCGUAUCAGGGGUAUAGCAGGAGAGGAUCCAGUUAGCAGUGAUUGUGAAGAUGACCUUCCUGGCCUCAAGCAUAUUGAAGCUACCAUCUGUAGUGAGGUACAAUCACCGGAUGGUAAACAGGUUGAUUUAUUCUCCGAAGUGCAUCUUAAUGAACUAAGAAAAUUGGAAAAGCAGUUGGAGGCUUUAGAAAAAGACAAAAUUAGUUUGACGCAAAGUUUAAGGGAAAAUCAGGGAAUGGUGGAAAAGAGCCAAGGAGAACUGCAGGUGUUUGUGGCCCGUUUAACCCAAUUAGCAGCUCAUGUAGAUUCCUUGCAACACCUCUCACAAACCGUUGAUAAAAACCUCACCAAACCCGCAGAAGAAGCAGCUAGAGCCCUUCAACAAUAUCAGCAAUGGUUCAAGAUGUCAUCUAAGGAGAUAGAACUCCUCAAACGAGAUAUUAAAGAAUUAGAAAAUCUUACCAACGUAUCUGAUGCCACCCUGCAAUUAAGAAACGAAAUAACAAACUUGAAAAAUAAACUGUUUGACACUGAACAAAAGAGUAUGGAUUUGGACAGUGACCUCAAGUUGUUAAGAGACUUUGCCUGUGAAGCUGGUGCUUCAUUAGAUGAAAGUCAAAAUACAUUGCAAGGAGUUUCAGAAGAUUUGGCUCAACUUUAUCACCAUUUGUGCACAAUUAAUGGCCAAACUCCUUCUAGAGUUAUCCUUGAUCAUGAAAAGGAAGGACUGACACCAAUGACUGAAACAGCUCCACCCAUCGGAGAAAUGUCUAAAAUAGAAUUGUUGAGAAGCAGACUGAAGAAUGACAUUCCAUUGCACGAGUUAGAACCCCUGAAUGAUACAGCAACCUUAUCCAGAAAUGUCUUAACCAUUGUAGAUCAAAUAAAACAUCUAAGAACUGCCGUUGAAAGUACUAUAGAGUUAUCUAAAAAUAAAAGAGGCACCAACGACGGAUCCUACGAAUCUUCUCGUGACGAAUCUAGCGAAUCGGAGAUUCAAGAGCUACAAGAACAGGUGGUGAGGUUAAAGAGUCUUUUAUCUACAAAACGUGAACAAAUUGCUACUUUGAGAACAGUUUUGAAGUCAAACAAAAACACCGCCGAAGUUGCUCUUACGAAUUUGAAGAGUAAAUAUGAAAACGAAAAAACCAUAGUUUCCGAAACUAUGAUGAAGUUAAGAAACGAAUUAAGAUUACUUAAAGAAGACGCUGCCACAUUUUCAAGUCUUCGUGCGAUGUUUGCGGCUCGUUGUGAGGAAUACGUCACCCAAGUCGAUGAAUUACAGCAACAGCUCAGCGCAGCCGAAGACGAGAAGAAAACAUUGAAUCAACUUCUACGUUUGGCUGUACAACAAAAGCUGAACAUCACGCAGCGAUUAGAGGAGCUGGAAGUGGAUAGAGAAAUUCGAAAUGCCGCACGGCGUCCCAAUAACAGAAAUUACUCCAGAGGUGGCAGAUCUGGUGGGCGAGACGUCUUUUAGCGUAGAAGAAGACCUUUUGUUUAUGCCUUAGCUUUUGUUACCACCUUUUUUAGGUUGUAAAUUAUUCUAGGUACGAGAAAAAUGCCGUGUGACUUUUAACAUGAAAUAAACGCCGUUAAAUACGGUAAGUAUGUAGAAUACACUAAAUUUCUGGUUUAGUGUAUUUAGUGGAAUUUUGAAUAAGUGGAUUAUGUCUGAAAAAGUGUUUAGUGUUGAACUUUAGAUUUUUUUAGACUAAGCCAUGUAUAUAUCAGCCUAUUCCAGGGUUAUUUGUACAGUCUUAAGAGAAUUACUGUUUUUAACCAUUUGUAUAAUAUUGGAGCCAAAAAAUAUAGGGCUUAAUAUUAAAAAUUGUUGCACCACUAAAGAUAUAUUAAAAAUAAAGAAUUUGGAUAAAAAAUUUUUGUUGACCAUUUUGACUUUCGAAAUAAUGCAAAUUUUUUGAAAAUUCAUGAAACUAGGAAAUUUAAGUCUAUCAAAAAUGUGUUUCGUCGAAAAUAUUUGUACCGGAUAUUGCCUCGUGGAAAUUCGAAACUCGAGUUGUUUUUCAAUUGUGAAAAUUAUUGGCUUAAUUAGUUUUGGUCAAGAAUUCAAUAAUCGAAGAGCUCUAAAAUAUGCAUAAAAAAACCAUGUCGGGACAUCAUUCACGAUCAAAAUUAACACUAUAUUUCAGGGUACAUUGAAAACCACUGUACAAUGUGUCCCAAAUUAUUAUGUUUUACAGGUUAUACUAAAAACUAGAUGGGAUAGAAUAAAAGUAGAUAAGAUUUCAUGACUUCUUUUUUCGUUAAAGUAACGAUUUCCUAAUCAAAUCAUUAAUCGCUCCCCACAUUAGCGAGAUACAAGACCAUUAUUGAAAAAUGUCGAAAACGACAGGGUUAAAUAUCUUCUUUAUUAACCCGCGAUAGGUACCGCUUAUGAAUCUCCCGCCUUAGGUACCGUAUUAGAUUUUAUCUAACAUAAUAAUGUUGUUCCCUUUUUUAAGGUAGUUGUACUUGGCAGUAUUUUUCAUAGCUUACAUUGUUAUUUUAUUUAUGUAUUUAAUGUAAUAUUUAUUGGAAAAUUAAACGACUGGUAUG
This is a messenger RNA of Diabrotica balteata, 3475 nucleotides long. The record is from the annotation of a GenBank genome assembly. Lineage: Eukaryota; Metazoa; Arthropoda; Insecta; Coleoptera; Chrysomelidae.